AUGCACUUGAAUAUCAUUCCAAGAACAUUAAAUUCAGAACAAUUGGAAAGAAAUAACACAAGACAUAAUGUGUUGAUAAUCGGUAUUGAUUCGUUGUCUAGAUUAAGUUUUAUAAGACAACUUCCGAAGACAUACAAAUUUCUCAAAGAGACGUUGAAUGCUUAUGUCUUCAGAGGGAUGACCAAAAUUGGUGACAACACAUUUCCAAACUUAGCUGCUAUUUUGACCGGUAAAUCUGCUGGGUACGUAUCGUUCUUUGCUGAAGAUUUGCCUGAUUUAAAUCUUUUCAAUUACUACCGUGGCGGGUUUCGAAAUGCCCCAACGGAUCAUUAUAUGAGGCCGUUUUGGAUAGCAAUGCAAACUUCCAGACUGUAUCGUUUUAGUUCACAUUUGUGCUUCGGUAGAAUGCCGAAACAUCUACUGCAAAUACAUUAUCUCAAAGACUUCGUAUCAAAGUACAGUAACUUGGCAAUUCCGUUUUUUGCAUUUUCCUUCUUUGUUGAGUUGAGCCAUGACUACAUAAAUGAAGUUUCUUUGGCCGAUGAGGACUUCCACUCGCUGUUAAAAGAACUACUGCUUUCCGGGUAUUUAAACAGAACUUAUAUAUUUUUCUUGUCAGAUCACGGUCAUCGUUUUGAUUCUUUACGAGAAACUUUAAUCGGCCGUAUCGAGGAAAGAAUGCCAUUUUUUGCAGUAACCUUACCACAGGAUAUGAACAAAUCACUGUUAACUUUACAAAAUUUGAGAGUGAACCAAGGACGAUUAACAUCAUCAUAUGAUGUAUAUUUUACGUUGAUGGACAUACUUAGCAAUAGCGUAAACAACACUAAACUUGGUUACAAAACAUCUUCACGCGGAACAACUCUUUUCGGCCCUAUCUUUGGCAAUCGAACUUGUCAAACGGCUGGAAUACCAGAUCAUUACUGCACUUGUGAAACAGAAGAAACUAUUAGUAACGAAGAUCCAAGAGCGAAAGAAGCAGCCACCGUUUUGGUUAACUACAUCAACAACUUCCUGGAUUCCCACAGAAACCAGUGUUCCUUGCUUUCGCUGUCAGAAAUCCGUCGAACUGACCUCAUCCUCCCAAACCAGAAGACUGUCGCAGAUUCCAGAAGGCAGCCGAAUAUGACAUGGCGAGACAUCCUGCUCGAGUACGGCAAAGCGAAGGGCAUCAUCAGCAAGCUCAGAGUCAUUGUGAAAACUGUCCCAGGGAACGCGCUUUUCGAAGGAACUUUGCAGUAUAGGGAGGACGACAAGAGCAUGACUGUCCUCGGCGACAUCAGCAGGAUCAACAAGUAUGGUUCGCAGUCGAUGUGUGUAAAAGACGCCAUUUUGAGGAAAUAUUGUUACUGCUUGGAAAAUUGAACCCUUUCCUUUUUGUUAAGAAACCAAUCCAGUGCCAAGUCCUAAAAUUUCGAAGAAGCCUGUUCACCAUCAUAUUAAAUUUGUUCUGUAAGGAUUAUAUAGUGUGGUUCUGACAAGUUAAACUAUGACAUAGACCAGAGGUUUCCUUGGCACCUUAGGCUACCGCAGAGAGAGGUGCUGCGAAGUGUCCACGGUAUCAAUAUAUUUACACACACACACAAAGAUGAACUAAGGUGUCGUGGGAAAGUUCUAAUUCUUCAAAGGAUGCCACGAAUAGUAAAGGUUUGAGAACCCUGGCCUAGACAAUAGUUACCUCAUUUUGGGGCAUUCAAUGAAAAAAGGAUGCGUUAUUGUUGCGGAUUAGAGUUGGAAUAACGUUUUAAACUAUUACACUCCAGUUCUCAACUCAGCUCCAAUUGCAGUCCAAGUCCUAGUUAAGACGAGUCUAUACCUGAACGAGGGGGGAAAGUAAAAAUUUGACGUGAGCGUGUUUCACUCAUUUGAACGAAACCCUGGCUAACAUACAUUUUCAAAGGCUUGCAACCCUAAAAACUAAUAGAUGCUUCCAUUUCCGCCUAUAAACCGGAUGUUUGACUUUCCAUACAAUCCGUGGUCAGACAGUACCCUUCCUUACUAUCCCAAAAGAGGUAAACAUUGUUAAGGUCAUAGCCCAAAUUAUCAGAGCCACACCAUACAAUAUUUUAAACUAAAAGGUAUACAUAUUUAGGUACGGGUAUAUAUAUCUUUCAGUAAAGAUCGUUGUGAUAUCUAUUGAACAAUUUUAUGCGGUGAUAUAUUUUUUUUUUCUCCAAAAUUAGAAAUUUUGGCAUUUGACUAGUUCCUGAAAUAAACGAUUCGAUUAGAAUCACACAUAGCUUCAAAGAAACUUGCCAUGUAAAAAAUUCAAUGUCAUUGCAACACCGAAU
Messenger RNA from Uloborus diversus, 2291 nucleotides. RefSeq lists its product as uncharacterized. Lineage: Eukaryota; Metazoa; Arthropoda; Arachnida; Araneae; Uloboridae. The coding region runs from base 1 to 1365 and encodes 454 amino acids. The record is from RefSeq and is a predicted model, not a curated record. The transcript is spliced from 3 exons.